This is a messenger RNA of Fusarium pseudograminearum CS3096, 201 nucleotides long. RefSeq lists its product as uncharacterized. The transcript is spliced from 2 exons. Bases 1 to 201 code for a protein of 66 amino acids. NCBI's taxonomy places the organism in Eukaryota, Fungi, Ascomycota, Sordariomycetes, Hypocreales, Nectriaceae. The record is from RefSeq and is a predicted model, not a curated record.
AUGGACGAGAUCUGGAAGUAUGCUGAAGAAUUCGAUGGUCGCGUCACAAUCACCGAUGUCAAACCUCCGGUCUACUGGACAAACAAUUUCGACAAAAUGGGUGGUGAGGGGAUAUGGAAUCCCAAUGACAUAGUCGCCAUGGAUCUCGCAACCCGUCAUUUGAAUCAUUUCCUGUCCUCAAUUGUGAUCUAUUCCUGGUGA